Messenger RNA from Dermatophagoides farinae (American house dust mite), 2129 nucleotides. NCBI's taxonomy places the organism in Eukaryota, Metazoa, Arthropoda, Arachnida, Sarcoptiformes, Pyroglyphidae. The record is from RefSeq and is a predicted model, not a curated record.
AUGAGAAUCAUGACAGUAGUGUGUCAACAACAACAACAACAACAAAAGACAACAGCAGCCAUUUGCAAGUCGAAAUCAGUGAAAAAACCAGCAAAAAGAAAAUUGGCUACCACCAUCAACAACAAAAGCAACAACAAUAAAACGACGACGACGACCACGUCAAAGUCGAAAAAAUCACCAGCCACAUCGAAAUUGAAAAAUUCUAAAAAAUCAGCCUUAAAACCAAAGAAAAAAUCACAGCCAAAACGAUCCGAUGAUGAUGAUACUGAUGAAAAUGAUUCCAAUGCUGAGGAGUCGUCAUUGGACCAUGAAAACGAUAAUAAAAAGGAUUCAAAACGACCCACGAAAAAGAAUAAGAAAGCAACGGCACUUGGUUCAAAGAAAACGGUGGCCAAUAAUGAUCAAGAAUCUACGGCCAAAGAAUCUACGAUCAAAGAUGUUUAUACGUUUGAACUGUCACCAGGAGAAACGGUGACAAAAGCAACCACAAAGGAUAAUUCUGAUGACAAAAUUGAGCUAUCAACAAAGAUGGCAAAAUGUGAUUCCUUAUCUGAUGAUUUAUCGGCAAUGCAUCACCACACUCAACAUCAUCCGUAUCACUAUCAACAUCAUCAUCAUCUUCAUCAUCACCAGUCCUAUCAUGAACCACAAUCAAAAGCCAACACAUAUGGACCAAAUGCAAGUCUUUCAAGUCUAAGUCAAUUGAGUCAAUCGAUUGGUAGUGCAUCCACCAAUCAACCGGGUCCAGCUCUGUUGCCGCCGCCGCAACCACAACCGACGGAAUUGAACAUCAAAGAAGAACCGAGAGAUGAUUCACUUCGAACAUCAUUUGCAACUGCAUCAUCAAAACAACAACCACAACGACAACAGUCAGAUGAUAAACAUUUCCAUUUUGAUAACAACAAUGAUAAUCGAGCAAUGAUGAUGCCCAACGAUAUGCAUUUGCAUCACCACCAUCAACAUACUCAUCCUCAUCAUCAUUCAUUAAAUUCGAUUCAUCAUAGUAAUAAUGGCAACAAUGCUCAUCAUCUGGCUAGUCAUACAUUCAACACCGGUUCGAAUGUGAUUACGAAAAAUAACAAUGGACACCAUAAUCGAUUAUGGUCCAAUGCUAGUGCCGGUUCCUUGAUAUCAUCGUCCAGUUCGGCAUCAUCAUCACCGGUACAUCCCGUAUUCGGUAGUAAUGGUGGUGUUGGUGGUGGUGGUGGUCAAUGUCCGCCAACACCGGCUACACCAGCAUCAUUGGCCAGUUAUUUUACUCCAUCCACAAUGCAAUCGCUGCCGUUGCCAUCAUCAUCAUCAUCAUCAUCGUCCAUUUAUUCGUCAUCACAGAGUCAAGAAUUACUUCGACAUGAAUUGGAUUCACGAUUUUUGGCAGCAUCGAUUGCUGCUGCCGCUGCUGCAGUAUCUACUUAUGAUGGCAGCAGUAGUCGUCAGCUGCAACCACCGUUACCACCACCAUUGACGUCGUUUAAUAAUAUUUCCGGCGGUGGUCCAUUGACACCUACACCUCAUCAUCACCUGUUUGCACAUAAUCUGAAAAAUUCACCGUCACCAUCGUUGAUGAUGAUACCGCCACCACCAGCGCCGUCAACAGCAGCAUCAACGACGACUACGACUACAACAACGACGUUGGCCAAUGCAUCACCUUACAUGUCUAAUGCCAAUUCGCCUUACCCAUUGAAUAAUAACACGACGCCUAAUAGACCUUAUGAACAUGAUCAUAAUUCAUCAAUGUCAUCAACGUCAUCGUCCACAUUGACAAAUUAUCCAAUGGCCAAUUGUCGAAAGCCUGUUUCGACAACCAUGCAACAGCCACAGACUGUGAUCAUCAAACCGGUAGCAUCAGCGCCGAAUGUUGCACGAUCAACAAUGAAAUUCGAACAGCCAUCAUCAUCAUCAUCAUCAUCGCAAUUAUCAUUACAAGAGCGCAAAGGAAAGAUUCGUGGUGCCAGUAUGCAUGUCAAAAUUGCCUGGAACAUUUAUCAGGAUAGAAAAUACGCCAAUCUCAAUAAUAAAGGGGCAACAUUCGAGCGAAGAACGUGAUAUCAAAAAGGAAAAUUCAUCGUUCAUUCCGAUGAUGAAAAGUCAUAGAUCAUCUUCGUCUAUAUCGAAAGCCAAACAACAGC